Messenger RNA from Naegleria fowleri, 1476 nucleotides. RefSeq lists its product as uncharacterized. Lineage: Eukaryota; Heterolobosea; Eutetramitea; Acrasida; Naegleriidae. The transcript has 3 exons. Bases 1 to 1476 code for a protein of 491 amino acids. The record is from RefSeq and is a predicted model, not a curated record.
AUGGAUCACGGUGGGGGACAGAGGAGUUCUGAAUUUUCCAUUCCUCAUCGAUAUGAAACGAAUUCAUUUCGUACAGCACUCGAUGAUUUCAUGGAUCAGCCCGAUCCCAAUUUUCAUUACCAGAUCUUUGAGACCUUUCCUGUGGAUAUCAAUGGUAUUCCCAUCAAGCAGAAAGGUGGUCCUGCAUCGUCUGCUGUUGCUACAUGUUACGUAUUGAAUAUGACCAGCCAAACUUGGCUUAGCGAUAGGGACAUUCUGAAUGGUCGAUACAUUUGGUGGCAUUAUCAUUUGGUCAUUGUUCCCAAUGAUUUGAAUAGAAAUUUAAAACAUGCAUUGAUGUGGAUGAUCGGUAAACACAAUACUGAUCUAAAACCAUAUCUAGGUGAUUUACCAGACUUGACCAAAAUUGCAGUCUCUACAAGGAGCAUUGUGACCGAGUUGCAACAAGUUCCAAACCAACCUAUUGUGUUUGCAGUGGAUCCAAAGCAUGAGGAACGCUCCGAGGAUGGAGUGGUUGCUUUGACAUGGAGAUACUUCCUAAAUGACACAAGUAAACCUUAUUGGAUUGCCCAUUUACCAAUGACAAGAGCAGGAAAAAGAGGUUUAGAUACUAUUCAAAGCUUUGCAAGAAAACAAUUGAAUGUGAAUAUUGAAACGUUUACAGUGAUGGGAGGAAGUAAGAAGGGAUGGACAACUUGGCUUCUUGCUGCUGUCGAUCAUCGUGUGACAAAUAUCAUUCCCAUGGUCAUUGCAACAUUAAAUCUACAAAAAUGUCUCAUUCAUACCUACGACAGUCUUUGUGAUUUUCCAAUUGCAAUGGAUUCGUAUAUUGAUCAAGGAAUUACAUCUCGAGUCAAAACUACACAGUUUUCACAACUUGCUGGAAUUAUUGACCCAUUGAUUUACAGAGACAGGUUUGCAAAUAUUCCAAAAUUACUCAUCUAUGCUCUGGGUGACGAAUUCUUUUGGGUAGAUUUAUCUUUAUUUUCAUUUCCAUUCCUUACAGGAGGAUUGAACAAUAAGAGACUGAAAUAUUUACCAAAUACAGGACACAAUAUGAACGGAAGUGAUAUGCUGGAUGCAGUUCAUGUUUCCUACUAUGCGUAUUUAUAUGGAAUUGAUUUACCAGUUUACGAUUUUCAUCAUAUCGAUCGAGGUCAUGGUAUCGAUGUUGAGUUACGAAUACUAAAUGGUACCAUACCACGAGUUGUGAAAUUAUGGCAAGCCACCAAUGAAAAUGCAAGAGAUUUUAGAAUUACUACAAUUGGUAAAGCGUACACAUCAAGCGUUGUACCACCAAGUGAUGAUUCUGGCCUGGUUUACAAUGUUUCUGUGAACAAUCCAAAGAAGGGAUAUACAGCUUUUAUGAUGGAAAUGGAAUUUGAUGUUAUUCAAAAACCAGGUAUUCCUGUAAUUCGAUUUACUACGAGUGCCUACAUUACGCCCACAAGCACUCCAUGUGUGUAUCCUUAUUAA